Molecule: messenger RNA, 1449 nt
Organism: Dicrocoelium dendriticum
Lineage: Eukaryota; Metazoa; Platyhelminthes; Trematoda; Plagiorchiida; Dicrocoeliidae
Source: the annotation of a GenBank genome assembly
AUGGGCAUGUGCAUGUGCGACAUUUUGAGGGUAUUCAAUGCCGAACGUCAACACGCAGUGAACGUACGUAUAGGAAUUCACACUGGGAUCGCUCACGCUGCCAUUCUUGGAUUUGAGCGAUUCCGCUAUGAUGUCUACUCCUACGAUGUACGUAUUGCGAACGAACUUGAGUCCACCGGGAAACCCGGUUUCGUCCAUAUCAGCCAGGCGACGUACGACGAGGUAAAAGAAGUGUACAUCGUCACCCCCGGUCCAGACUUGGUGGUCGAUAAGCGCGAACAGUCGUUUUUGAUUGACGGAUCCGUUGCGUCUGUGAGUAUUCCGACUUAUUUCAUUGAACCACAAGCCAGAUUGCUACGCGUCAGGAGUAUUUACGAUGGAUAUGCGCACCCGCGUAAUAGAUCAAUCUAUGACUCCACACAGGAGCAGUCAGAGCCAAGCGCGUUAGAGUGGAGCUCUUCCGAUUCUACCGACAUCACAGAGAACUCAGAUUCUUCAUUUGAUAGCACCGAGAGUAGCGGUGAAUGGUUUGAAUUCGAAUUAUCCCCUGAGGCACUUGCUAACCUUAAGUUAAGCCAUCAGACUAAUGCGCUUCAUCUGAGGAGAGAUAUGGAACUCAUUCAAGACUUGCGAACUGACCCGGCAAAGCAGCAACUUUUGUUUCAGUCACCUCCGGUCGACCCUGUGCUUCUGCAAUUCGUGAAUUCUGAAAUCGAGUGGCAUUAUCAGCAAUAUUUGCGCUCUAACAUCGGACCAACCUACGUGGAUUCGGAGAAACUGGCUCGUACAGUUGACGCGAUUGUUUUAUUUAUAUUCACUUUGCUGUUGUCUAGCGUCGGAUUUUUUGACCGAUUUGAUGCUCGGCAUAUCGCUGCACAAAUCGAAAGUGAGGCAUCCGAGAAGGCCAUCGCCGAGGCCAAUGAAAUGUUGUUUAACAUUGUUCCAGCCUACGUGUUCGAAGAGCUAAAGGAGACUGGAAAGGGAGAUUUGACCAAAAACCAAGGCACACUUCAUUAUGCUGUUGCCCAUCCCUUGGUCGGCGUUGCCUUCAUCUCGGUCUCGAACUUUUUCUCCACACUGUACCGGGAGGAUUUAGGUGGCGCGGAGCGGUCCCUCCGGUUAUUACACACUAUUAUGUGUGCAUUCGACAAGUUGCUACAUCAUCCAAGUGCGAAGGAUGUUGAGAAGAUUAAAUCCAUGAACGAGAAUUACAUGGUUUCUGCAGGUUUGAAUCGUAAAGAGGUGGCGAAAAAUGCGGACAAAAUGAGUCACUUGUGUGCUCUAAUGAGGUAUUGUUUCUUACUGCGUAAAGUGCUUCAAGAAAUUCGCAUUUACGACCGCACGGGAGUGGCUUUUCUGAAAGCAAAGUUGGUUACAAUUGUGGCCCGGUUACUGCCGGCAUUAUCGGAACCAAGAAGUUACAUUACGACAUAUGGGGUGACACGGUGA